Molecule: messenger RNA, 1026 nt
Organism: Cylindrotheca closterium
Lineage: Eukaryota; Bacillariophyta; Bacillariophyceae; Bacillariales; Bacillariaceae
Source: the annotation of a GenBank genome assembly
AUGGGGAAGGAAAGCGAAGGUGAAGGAAAAUUGACGCAACUGGAUCGCAGCAUCAAAAUCCUUGUGGAUGAGCCUACGGCAUCGGCAACAGAGGGAAUAGAGCCUUCGACGGAACGCAUACAUCGAUUGCACGGGACGUCUUUAAUCCAUGAUGCAUCCACCUUGUUGUCACUCGGAGCAUCUACCUUUGCAACCGCAUGUACAAUAUUUCAUCGAUUCUGUCACCAAUGUUCCUUAUAUGAUUAUGAUGUUUGGAGUGUGGCUGCUGCAUCAAUCUUGCUGGCAAUAAAGAUUGAGGAGGAACCGUAUGCCAUGAAGGGGAUCAUUCACGUCUUUGCGCACCUAUAUCGGAAGCGAAUAAUGCUCGCAACAACCGAAACCCCGGAUCAAGUGAAGAGUCAUCCACUUGGUGCAAGCCUACCUGCUGCAAGCACUCUUUCGUUGGAAGAAAAGCAUCAAAGAAUGGGGAAAGUACCACUUCCAUCAAAACUUGGCCCAGUCUACAAGGAGUGGCAUAGUCGAAUUUCUAAAAUGGAAGCCAUCGUGUUGAGGCAGCUUGGUUUUACUCUAUAUUGGAUUCCAGAUUCUCAUCCACAUAAGUUCAUUGCUUGCAUCUACGAUGCUUUGGAAUUGACAGAUGUAAAGCUUGCACAACGGGCUUGGGAAUAUUGCAACGAUUCAUAUCGACUGGACUUGUGCGUACGCUUUCCAUCCGAGGUCAUUGCAACCAGCGCUUUCUUUUUGGCUAGUUGCGAUUUGAAAAUAACUCUGCCUACAAACCCAACGCCGUGGUGGGAAUAUUUGGUUGGAAAGGGCAAAGAAAAGGACAUUUCGUCCAUCACCAAUGUGCUCCUUGGACUCCAAUCAGCGCAAGAUGGCUCGACCUUUAAUAACGAUAUGAUGUUGGCAUCCUUGGGGUUUGUCAAGACAAUUCAAAAGACAAAAGGAGAAACAAUGAGCAGUUUCAACGGUGUGGGGAGUUUUCUAUGGGACCACCAGAGUGAAGUAUUUGCAAAGGAGAUGUGA